This is a messenger RNA of Papaver somniferum (opium poppy), 564 nucleotides long. Its product is annotated as glutamic acid-rich protein-like. NCBI's taxonomy places the organism in Eukaryota, Viridiplantae, Streptophyta, Magnoliopsida, Ranunculales, Papaveraceae. The transcript has a single exon. The coding region runs from base 1 to 564 and encodes 187 amino acids. The record is from RefSeq and is a predicted model, not a curated record.
AUGCCGACUUCCAGCAGCAGCGAUUAUGAUUCUGAUUAUUCCUCCAGCUAUUCUGAAGAGGAUUCCAAGAUUUUUGCGGCCAAGGCAUGUGCCAAUAUGGAUCAUGCUAAGGAGAUAAUAAAUAGGAUGCCCCUCGAUGAGCUUAGAGCUGCUCGUGAUGAAAUCUUAAAUAGAAAAGAGAGGGAUGAGAUAAUGGCUGAUUAUCGGGAGAAAAUACGUAGAAAUCAGCAAAAAGUACUAAGAGCUGAGGAGAAACUUCGAUCUUGUCUUGAUGGUGUAGCUUCAGACUCAGAUGCUUCAGAUGCCGAGGAAGAACUCGUAUGGGAUCUGACAGAACGCAAGAGUAGGCCGUAUCCACCGCACAGGGAGAUUGAGCGAUUGGUUAAGGCUGAUCUCCAAGAUGAAUAUGAUGAAGAAGACUAUUGGGACGCGAUAAAUGGCGAUCUCGUCGAGGAAGAAGAAUUCCAUAGCUCGGACAGCGAUUCUGCAAAGGAGUAUGAUGAGGAUUCCACGAAGGACGAUGAUGAUGCUGAUGACGAUGAAUCCGACGAUUCCGACGAUUAG